CCAAAGGAAAAUAACCCCCGAAAAUAAGGCCACCGUAUUGGAGCUUAUGGACCUCAAAGCAAAUAAAAAAAUGAUUCAACAUAAAAUAAUUGAACGAAAGUGGGAAGAUUGUUACUUUAAAAGACUUAUCAAAUAUUCAUACUACAGGCAGAAAUAAUGAUUCAAAGAACAAUUUAGUGGAGGUUGUUAAUAAAUUAAAGACCAAAUUUAAUUGUAUUGUUGAAAUAUCAACAGAUGAGUCAAAUAACCUCAAUGGUGUUUUUAUACAGGACAGAUUCAUGACUGAAUCGUUUGAAGCAUUUCCUGAAGUAGUUUUUGCAGAUGCUACUUACAAACUGCUCGACUUAAGAUUGCCAGUAUAUGUGUUAAUGACGGAGGAUGGCAACGGACAGAGCGAAAUUGCAGCAAUUGGCUUAUUAGUGAACGAGGAAGAAGUUACCUUGCGCUGGUUUUUUGAAACUUUUAAAAAAAAAAACCCAAUUUCGGCACAAACUCGGGUGUAUGUAACGGACAAGGACAUGAAGGAAAGAAAUGUUAUCAAGCAAGUCUUUCCUAAUAGCGCACUCACAAUAUGUUUAUUUCAUACUUUGAGAACAUUUAACCGCGAAAUUACCUGUGAUAAGCGAAAUAUCACUCCCAAUGAAAGGGACACGGUAAAAGAAGUAAUUCAAAGUAUUGUUUAUUGUAAAUCAGAAAUGGAAUAUAAUAAUUUAUACCAACACUUGAAGACUAUAGCACCAGAAACAGUCAUGGAAUAUUACAAUAAAAACUGGCAUUUAAUAAGGGAUGAAUGGGUGAUAGGCAUGACCUACAUGACAGGAAAUUUUAUGAAUAAAACAAAUAAUAGAUUAGAGAGUUUCAACGGGAAACUAAAAUCUGUUAUUUCCUGUUUUUCUACUUUAGAAAAUUUUGUAGAAAAAUUAUUCAUUGUUCUCAAAUGCAUUAGAUUAGAACGCGAUAAAAAUGCUGUGAAGUUGGUUCAAAAACACCCAAUUCAAAUGUCUCAAACUCCUGAAUUGCAUAAGUAUUAUGAUUUGUUAACACCUUAUGCAUACAAUUUUUUAAAAAAACAGUUUGAGUAUGACGAAGAAAGUAUUACUAAAAAUACAACUGAGAAUACAUGCAGUUGUAUUUUCUACAACUCAAUGAGACUUCCGUGUCAUCAUAUUUUUAAGGUACGAAAACAAUCACUGACACCUUUAUUUGAUCCUGAUUUGUGCGAAAAAAGAUGGACGAGAAAUUAUUAUUAUAAAACUCAAAGGGUUUUUCAAAAUGUUGAGGUCGCUGUCUCCGAUAGUGAUACUACAGUAACUACAUUAUACAGAAAAAAGAAAAAAGUCCCAACAACUCAUGAAAAGUUCAGAAAAGCAACAUUAAUAGGUGCAAAGAUUUCUGAAUUAAUUUCCCAAGCUUCAAAUGUUCAUUUCUAUAGAAAAAUUGAACAGCUUGAAUGUAUAUAUAAUAAUUGGUUGAAAGGGCAUGAGGUAUCUAUUCAAGUGUUAGAUGUAGAUAAUGACGUUACGGAUGAUGUUGAAAAUGAAGAUUUAGGUAAUUAUAACAGACAGGAUAACUACCCAGACAAUGAUGUUGUGUAUGGAAACGAUAAAACUACGGAUGCUGGAUGCUCAGAAAAUAUUAACAAUCAGGAUGUAGAUAAUGACGUUACGGAUGAUGUUGAAAAUGAAGAUUUAGGUAAUUAUAACAGACAGGAUAACUACCCAGACAAUGAUAUUGUGUAUGGAAACGAUAAAACUAUGGAUGCUGGAUGCUCAGAAAAUAUUAACAAUCAGGGUAUCAAAUCAAUAAUACUACCAGGUAAAGUUAGAACAUGUGGUCGACCGAAAGGCGCAAUUCUGACAACAAUCGGCCUUCGAAGGCCUAGAACUAAAAGAACAUUGGCUCAAAAACCAGAAACAAAAAUCCAAAAGAAGGGAAAUAGGGAUAUAGCUGUCGAUCCAGAUGAACCAACCUAUUGUCUUUGUGUUCAGAUUUCGUACGGAGAGAUGAUAUGUUGCGAUAAUGAUUCAUGUCCAAUAGAAUGGUUUCAUUUUUCUUGUGUUUCAUUAUUAACAAAACCAAAAGGUAAAUGGUUUUGCCCCAGGUGUCGUGGAGAUCGUCCAAAUAAGAUAAAACCUAAAGCCUAAACCUAAAGAUUUAUUAUUUUUUAUUAUUAUUUAUUAUUUAUUAUUUUAUUAUGACUAUCGGUUUCGUAUAGCCGAUUACAGUGAAUUAUUAUUAUAUUAUAAUUACCUAUAAGGAUUAACGAUUUGUCAAUCAUUGACAUUAAAUGUAAAAAUUUAAAUUAAAUAUUUUGUAUGUAUUAACUUACUGUUUAUUAUUAUAUAACUAUCGGUUUCGUAUAGCUGAUUACUGUGAUUUAUUAUUUUAUUAUAAUUGUAUGUAUUAACUAAUAAAAAAAAAAUAACUAAUACCUAACUAAUAACUAAUAACUUACUAUAACAAAAUUAAAGUUAUAGAACAAUGUAUUUCUAUUUUCUUCGUAUUAUUAUUGUUCUGUGGUAUUAUCAUAUUUUCAUAUUUACAGUGUGACCCGGCGCUCUACAGUGUAACCGGGCGCCCGGUACUCUAUUACAUGUCCGGGCGCCCGGCGCUCUACAGUGUAACCGGGCGCCCGGCGCUCUACAGUGUAACCGGGCGCCCGGCGCUCUAGACACAGCGAUAUAUAUAUUA
Acyrthosiphon pisum (pea aphid) is the source of this 2691-nucleotide messenger RNA. RefSeq lists its product as uncharacterized. Lineage: Eukaryota; Metazoa; Arthropoda; Insecta; Hemiptera; Aphididae. The record is from RefSeq and is a predicted model, not a curated record. The transcript is spliced from 6 exons. Gene Ontology annotation, molecular function: zinc ion binding. Bases 279 to 2144 code for a protein of 621 amino acids.